Messenger RNA from Oncorhynchus kisutch (coho salmon), 2670 nucleotides. RefSeq names its product mitochondrial ribosomal protein L2 (gene mrpl2). Lineage: Eukaryota; Metazoa; Chordata; Actinopteri; Salmoniformes; Salmonidae. Gene Ontology annotation, molecular function: RNA binding; structural constituent of ribosome. The transcript has 9 exons. Gene Ontology annotation, biological process: mitochondrial translation. Gene Ontology annotation, cellular component: mitochondrial large ribosomal subunit; ribosome. The record is from RefSeq and is a predicted model, not a curated record. Bases 143 to 1045 code for a protein of 300 amino acids.
UUCGGACGUCAGUUAUGUGCGACACAGCGUGCUGAAGGACAAGCAGAAUCGAGUGGAGGCACGAAAUAACUUCAGACAGAGCUGAAAGCCAGAUCAAUGAUUAUCGGGGAAAAAAGCAGGCUUUCCUCUGGAGAUUGUCAUCAUGGCGGUGGCAUCUUUAUCCCGAGCUCUGCGCUCCCUGUCCCUCUCCUGGCCGGCUCUAUUACCAACCCAGACAGCAGGACAAAUGGUGCUCCGGGCCCAGACCAGCUCCAUGUUUCUAACCUGCUCUGGGUGGAGAGGCUUCCUGACUACAUCCUGUCUGGAGCAGAACAGAAACGCAUGGAAACAGAGGGAGAAAUACACCGUUAGACCUAUAGGCAUGAAGAAGACUGGAGGCAGAGAUCACUCAGGCAGGGUUCGUACACAUGGCAUUGGAGGAGGCCAUAAACAGAGAUACCGUUGGAUAGACUUCCAACGUCUCCGCUAUGAACCAGGCAGAGAGGAGCAGACCUUCGAGGAGAGGGUGAUGGAGGUCCGGUAUGACCCCUGCAGAUCUGCAGAAAUAGCUCUGGUGGCAGGAGGCAAGAGGAAGCGUUGGAUUAUUGCUACAGAGAACAUGCAAGUUGGAGACCUCAUUAAAACCUCUGGGACUAUCGGCCGCAUGGCAGUUUCGGCUAAAGAAGGAGACUCGUUCCCCCUGGGAGCUCUUCCUGUUGGAACUCUGGUCAACAACCUUGAACUGUAUCCUGGGAAAGGAGCCACCUACAUCCGUGCUGCAGGUACAAGUGGAGUGUUACUUCGUAAAGUCAGCGGAACAGCGAUUGUACAGCUACCAUCUAAACAGCAGAUUCAGGUGAUUGAGACAUGCAUGGCCACAGUGGGAAGGGUGUCCAACAUCGAUCACAACAAACGGAUCAUUGGUAAAGCUGGCAGGAACCGUUGGCUCGGCAUCCGGCCCUCCAGCGGCUUGUGGAAGAGGAAAGGUGGCUGGGCCGGACGCAAGAUUAAACCACUUCCCCCCAUGAAGAGUUAUAUUAACCUGCCUUUAGUGUCUGCCAACUAAAUGUGCUAAACUCUGUAUGCAACAGGACAUUGCAGGAGACGCCACCUCUUCUUUUUAGAUCGUUCAGAGGCAGUGAUGUUAAUGGACAGAGCUGUCAGUGAUUUCAAUUAUGUAGUCUUGUGACAAUGUUUUGGUCUGUUAUGUGUUAGUAUAAUUUAAUUAUGCCAAUGUGCUUUCAUCAAUUGAAAGCCCUUCAUCUAUUUUAUGACAAUUUGUAAGAUUUCUUGUUUGCAUAAAAUAGACGCAGACCAGUCUUUAAAUAAUAGGUAAUAGAAUUUAUUCUCGGAGCGCGCUCCCACUCAAAACACAUGCCUCAGUUUAAAUACAGAUCAUGACGUCAUUUCACUGUCUUAAACGAACCCCCCCCCCCCCCCUCUCGACAGGACAAAGUAAGGUGAAGAGUUCAUUCUACCUUACUAACACACUCCCAGAUAACUUUUGACUCCUCAACAUUAUCGAUCACCACUGAACUGACAGGUUUAAUUAACAGAAACCCUAGGAAUGCACUCACUGCCUAAUCUAAAAACCACAGAGCUACGUUUCAGGUUGGGUCAACCAUAGGCUAACGACCAUGUGUUUACACAGUCCACAACCCAGUUCCUGCCCAGUUGGAAAUGGUUUUAUUACUCCUUUCUCCUGUCACAUUUCUUCUUAUGAACUCAUAGUCUAUUAAACAUACAGAGUAUAAGUUUACCUAGACACAAUUCUAUUUAAAACGGGGAUAUUGUUUAUCCAUAAUAUAUUCAACAAUCCACCCUGAAAAUGACUAAACAAUUCAUACUUUCAUUAAACACUAAAAGAAAACUUCAAUGAUAUCCUAAGAAUAAGACAAACCAAUACUCAUAUGUACAUAAUCAACGCCCAUGACUGUUUUAACCUACAUCAGAAUCUUCAUUCUACUUAUCAGGAUUUUCUGUUAAUCUUCAUGAAAAAACAGUCUAUACAUUGAAACAAGAAAACAUCUACAUUUCCUAAACAUCAAAUUUGGUCUCGCGAGUGAAAGGAUCCGGAUUCUUCUAUUACGUCCAAGCAAUGUAUUUUGUAUUCCACUGGUCAGAGCUUAGGAUUGGUCCAUAUAUCUCCAUCUGAAGUGUCAUCAAUUUCUCCAGAGUCCUGGAAAUGAUAACUUUCAUACACUCAAUCAACCACGUCCGUACAAAACUAACACAGUCACACAGGUGAAUAUAGUCCAUAACACAGCGAUCAUAACAUUUUUCCAUCUUCCAGACACACAGUCAACCCAAUUUAGUCAGAGAAGUAUCCACCCCUGAGUUUAUUUCCAACUUGUGAACUAGGGUGUGUAAACCAGACAAGGCCUUGGUCACUGGUCCAUCCUAACUGUAUAUCCUGGAGUCAAACUACCUAUACACCCCACCCUCUUCAGCCAGCAAACAUCCAAGACUAUUCUAUUCUGCCAAGUCAUUCAUUACAUCUCUAAAAUAAUUGGUGAAGCGCUGUGGAUUUUUAAUAGAUAUAAUUGAUCCAAUCCACAUUCUCAUUGAGAGUGGACCAAAAAAACAAAUCUUGACUCUAAUCCUGCCAGGAUCUAAUUUAUAGCUUUGAUCUCAUCUGCCACCCUUGGAACCACAAUGUUAUUAAUAGAAACCCUAUCAUCAAAAGACCCA